This is a messenger RNA of Nicotiana tabacum (common tobacco), 4559 nucleotides long. NCBI's taxonomy places the organism in Eukaryota, Viridiplantae, Streptophyta, Magnoliopsida, Solanales, Solanaceae. The record is from RefSeq and is a predicted model, not a curated record.
AUGAAGGAAGUGCCAGUUGUCGAGGUUUGUGAUGCGUUUAAGGUCGCAAGGGGCAUGGUUCAAGCCUUACAAGAAAAUGCUGGAAGGUUUGCUUCCAUGGUUUCUGUCUUCUGUGAGAGGCUUGGUUGGCAUGACCUUGAAGGCUUAGUAUCAAAGUUCCAAAAUCGUGUCUCAUUUGGAGUGAGGGCAGAGAUUGUAGAGCUCACCAACAUUCCGUAUAUUAAGGGUUCCCGAGCUCGAGCACUGUAUAAAGCUGGUUUUCGGACACCUGAAGCAAUUGCUGAAGCAUCAAUUCCUGAGAUUGUCAAAGUACUUUUUGAGUCUUCAUCAUGGGCUGAUCAAGGUUCUGCACAACGGAGGAUCCAAUUAGGAGUUGCAAAAAAGAUAAAAAAUGGUGCACGCAAGAUUGUUCUUGAUAAAGCUGAGGAAGCAAGGCUUGCUGCAUUCUCAGCUUUCAGGUCGCUUGGACUUGAUGUCCCAACGCUUGCCCAGCCUGUCGUAUCUACUGUUGCUGGACAUAAUGCUCGCAAAGAAGCUAGUACCUCCUCUGCAGAAGGGUCAACUAGUAGCUUUGUUAGCCUGGAGAAUGCGAAUCAAGUCCUUUGCACAUUAUCCCUGGAAAGAAGUAAGGAGGUCAAUGCUACUAAUUCUGAUUCAGGCGGAGAUAAUUCAAAAAGGAAAACAGUUGCUGACAAAGAGGCAUUUCAUAUAGAAGGAUCAAAUGGUCUUAGUGGUGAACUUAAUGAAACUACUCAUCAUAUUGAUAAUGCAAAGACUUCCCCAACAACUUUAAAAAUUAAGGGCAUUGAAGGAGGUGGUACUUAUGGCGAUCAUAAUCAUGUCAGGAAACUGCAAUGUGAAGGAGGUGAGAUAUGUAAUGGAAGAGUCAAAGAAGCAUCAGAGAAGGGUCCUAUGAAUGCUACUGCUGUUGCUGGUGGAUUUGAGUCUUUCCUGGGUCUCUGGGAAGCUGCUGGAGAGUUCUACUUUGAUGUCCACUUCAGCAAAAAGUCUGCACUAAAUAGCAUUGCCCCUUUUGAAAUAUAUGGCAUAGCCAUUUGUUGGGAAGACUCUCCCGUCUAUUAUGUGAAUCUUCCGAGGGACUUAUUUUGGUCCAACAGCAGAAGGAAAAGCCAAUCAUCGCCCAUUACCUGUGGUGAUACUGGGAGUGCUCUACCACCAAAGCUUCAGUGGGAGAUAGCAAUAGAGCGAUGGAAUAGAAUUAGUACCAUAAUGAGGAAAAAAGAUAUAAAAAAGUUUACAUGGAACUUAAAAGUUCAGAUUCAGGUACUCAAGCAUCCUACUGUUUCAAUUCAGAGAUUUGGUGGCUUGAGUCAUUUGGUAAAGACUGUUGGUGUGGAUCUUAUUGAGAACAAUUGCUUUCUGUUGUCUCCUGUUCCCGUUCAAGAUGCAAUUGACUUGUGUAUAGUAGCUUGGAUCCUCUGGCCUGAUGAGGAGAAAGGUUCUAGCCCAAGUAUAGAAAAGGAAGUGAAGAAAAGGUUAUCCAUUGAAGCUGCUGCUGCCGCUAAUCGAAAUGGUAGAUGGAAGAAUCAGAUGCGACAAGUUGCUCAUAAUGGUUGUUGUCGUCGAGUAGCACAAAUAAGAGCCUUGUGUUCUGUUCUGUGGAAACUAGUUAUUUCUGAAGGACUUGCUGAGGCACUUGGAGCAACUGAAAUGCCAUUGGUCAAUAUUCUUGCAGACAUGGAGCUCUGUGGAAUAGGUGUUGACAUGGAAGGAUGCCUGCAUGCACGACAAAUUCUGGGAAGAAAGCUGAAGAUUCUGGAAAAAGAAGCUUACAAGUUGGCUGGCAUGACUUUUUCAUUGUACACAGUAGCAGAUAUUGCGAAUGUACUCUAUGGGCAUCUACAGCUCCCUAUUCCAGAAGGACAUAAAAAAGGAAAACAGCACCCUAGUACGGAUAAGCAUUGCUUGGAUUUGCUAAGGAAUGAACAUCCAAUAAUUCCUGUCAUUAAAGAGCACCGAACCCUAGCAAAACUCUUGAAUUGUACAUUGGGGUCAAUUUGUUCACUUGCUAGACUAUCUAUGAGGACACAGAGGUACACACUGCACGGUCAUUGGCUCCAGACGUCAACAGCAACAGGGCGACUGUCAAUGGAGGAACCUAACCUUCAGUGUGUUGAACAUAUGGUUGACUUCAGAAUGAAUAAUGAGGACAAAGCCGUUGGUCAGCUAGAUGUCAAUAAUUAUAAGAUCAAUGCUCGUGAUUUUUUUGUAUCUACUCAGGAGAAUUGGUUACUGUUAACAGCAGAUUAUUCCCAGAUAGAACUGAGAUUGAUGGCCCAUUUCUCUAAAGAUUCCUCAUUGAUCGAGCUGCUUAGUGAACCCCAUGGUGAUGUCUUCACCAUGAUUGCUGCAAAAUGGACAGGUAAAGCAGAGUCUGUUGUGAGUCAAGAGGAGCGAGAUCAAACUAAAAGGUUGGUCUACGGCAUUCUUUAUGGAAUGGGAGCUAAGAGCCUUGCAGAACAAAUAGAUUGUAGUACAGAUGAAGCUGCUGAAAGAAUCAAAAGCUUUAAAAGAUCUUUCCCUUGUGUUGCCUCCUGGCUACAGGAAGCAGUUACAUCCUGCCGUGAGAAAGGUUAUAUAGAGACUCUCAAGGGACGAAAGCGCUUCUUGGCAAAAAUAAAAUUUGGAAACAGUAAGGAAAAGUCUAAAGCUCAGAGGCAAGCUGUGAAUUCUAUCUGCCAGGGGUCAGCUGCAGACAUUAUCAAGAUUGCAAUGAUAAACAUCCAUUCUGUGCUUGAUAACUUUGAGAAGUCUCCAUCAAAUUCUAUGAUUGAUGAAAAGUUUCAUGUGCUUAAAGGACGUUGCCGGAUCAUAUUACAGGUUCACGAUGAAUUAGUACUUGAGGCCGAUCCUUCUGUUGCAAAGGAAGCUGGAUUGCUGUUGCAGAUGAGCAUGGAAAAUGCUGUUUCACUUCUUGUCCCACUGCAUGUAAAACUGAAGAUUGGGAGGACAUGGGGAUCUUUGGAGCCUUUCCAGGUCAUAGAAUGAAUAGGUUUGUUAGUGUCCACAUUUGUUGAUAGAGUUUAAAGCUAUCAAUUGCUUCAAUGCUGUUCGAACAGUGCUAAUGGCGCUCAUUACAGUAUCCUUUCAAACAAGACAGUCUUUGUCUAUACUUGAUCGGACCAGAGGAAGCAAUGAUGUUCACAUGGCAGCCGUGUAACUUUAUGUGAAUUAGCUGCUCGUAAAGAUUACAAUGUGCUCUAAUUGGCGUGUCUCAAAAUCUCAUGACUUCUGUACAAGCAAAGGUUUCAUUGAUGGGUAAGGUUACUUGAAGGAAGUGGGAGGGACUGAUCAAGGGACUUUUCACUUUUAUUGAACAAAUCUGCACUUCUUGGUGCUCAGAUAAAUUUUUGGAAACAUAAGUAAUGCUAUGACAAAGGUGCUCAGAACCAAAGCCAGUUUCAGUAUUCUUGGAGGGCAUGACAUGUCAAGAUUCUGCUGAUGGGUUUUUCUUGAUUGUCUCCUGAGCAUGCUGCUUCACUGUGUUCCAAGCCGGCAAACAUCUUAGAGGAGGAAUUUGUUUAAGUAAUGGUGAUAAGGCUUUUACCUUAUUCUCAUAGUAUAUCCGAGAAAGCAGAUACUUAAUGUACCAGGGAAAUACCCAUCAAGAGAAUCAAGGAGUUGGUCCAAGUGGUGGGUAACUUGUAGUGCUUAAUGCAUGAUGCCAAAGAUUCAAAUCCUACUGAAGCCAUAUUCAUCAUUCAAGGUUGUGUUGGCCCUGGGCUAUGAAUCUUGUGGGGUUUGACUCAACCCUCUUUAAUCACACCAUGAAUGGUUCCUAUGUGGUUAUUUGUCUCCAUGCCCCAGAAGCCAAAAGGCCAAAGGGAAGAAUUUUACGAGGAAAUAAUCAUAGGAUUUUUACUUUUCCAUUGGCUCAGCCUCAAGUUUAGUUGAUGCAGAUCUCCAGGAACAUUUCAGAGUUGUAUGAAUUGCCAUAAGAUGAUAUUCAAUGUCUUGGGGUGCAUUUUCUGCUGUAUCUGCCCUGAAAUUUGAUGCAUGUGGAAUUGGUCAUUGGUCUGUAUUUUUGUGUCUCUCACAUAUGGAGGAACAGCCUGGGACCUGGAAGAUCCACAUCAGGUCACAUUGUUGCAGAGGGUACAGAUAAAUCAAUCUGGAGGGGUCUGGAACAUACAACUGUGAGCAGCUCUCUUGACAAUCAAAUUUGGAGAUCUGGAGCACCCAGAAAGGCUGUUAUGAUUGCUUGGAAGACCUCAUUGAAGUUACUGUGAUAUGUGACAUCUAGAGACGAGGAUUUGUCAUUUGGUUAAUGAUCCUCCAGAGAGACGUGGAAAGAUGAAUUAUGACUUAGUGAAAGGAUUCUCGAUAAAGACAUUCUUGGUGCAUGGAUUUAAUUCAGUCAUUUUUGUCUAUGAUAUCAUUCACGGAAAAGACUUUUUGUCUAGCUGGUGUGUUUUUAACAGAGAAGUGUAUAGAUAUGAUUCUUGCACUUCAUCUGAAUACGUUUGGUGCUCUACAGAGGAGUUUCUGAUGAUGUAGAGUUGUAACCAGGUUAAUUGAUUUCUAUUUUUUCUGCAAUA